Messenger RNA from Branchiostoma floridae (Florida lancelet), 2536 nucleotides. RefSeq names its product transmembrane protein 179-like. The transcript has 5 exons. The record is from RefSeq and is a predicted model, not a curated record. Bases 302 to 982 code for a protein of 226 amino acids. NCBI's taxonomy places the organism in Eukaryota, Metazoa, Chordata, Leptocardii, Amphioxiformes, Branchiostomatidae.
UUCAUUGCCUGUCAAUUUGUUCAAUACUAUGACGUAUGAAACUUGAUGAGAUCUCCUUAACUAGACAAAAAAAUAUAGCCAAAAUGUGGUAUGAUAAAAUGUGCAGUUUUUUGCAGUAAUUUUUCUAAGUAGAUGCUAUCGUUUUUACAACAUGCUGGCAUCAAUUUUUAUACCACAGACCGCUAUGGUACCAUAGAGGCCCCAAAACAUUGGUUGGGGCAGAAAAAUGGAGGAAAUUGUGAAACAAGUAACGUCAAAUUUAUAGUUUAUUUCUAGCGAUGUCAAAUCUAUUCACACAGUCAUGGGUAUAGGAAACACUCUCCUACUGUCCCAGUGCACAGCGUACCUGCUGGCACUGGUGUUAUCCUUUUUCAUGGCGGUUCCUAUGGGACAGAAUCAGAGGAACUUUGACGGCAAAUGCUUGUUGUAUGCCAGGGGAACAUGGAGUGUGAACGCCAGCUCGGAGGUAGGGUGGAAGAUGGACAUCACCUACUGGGGCUCCCAGUCCGUCUGUAACUACUCCAUCUACAUGGGCAUCGUCACAAUGAUCGUGGCCUUCGUACAGGUCGUCAGGACUUCGUACUUCCUGUACAAGGGCCUGGACAGUUCCUUCCUGGAUGCCUUUGUGUCCUUCGUGGUGAACUUCAUCCUGACGACGAUGCUGUUCACAUCCGCCCUCAUCCUGACCAUGGGGCUGAGUGCCUGGUGUCGGGAGGUCACACAGCACAUCUACAUGUGCGAGGAAGCCCAGUACUCAAGCUGGCUGAAUUGGAAGGGGAUUGACACAUCAUUCUUCUACAUCCAGCUGGGGAUGGCUCAGUUUGGCAGCUGGUGUGGCUGGGUGUGUUGGCUAAUCGCCACCAUGUUGACCGGCCUGAGGGUCUACAACUACCACCAGCGGGAGGACAUCCUGCGCAGCCUGCGGCGGGAGAAAGACCGCUUGGUGGGCUCAAACACAGAGCAGAGGCCCUUACUCAUCUAGAUGGCAAGGACCAUGAAUGAUUGAAAAGGGAAAUGUCUUUAUAGCCUGUCUAACACUGAUUUGAACUGGGGGUGGUUGAAGUUUAGGUGAAAAUCUGACAUUGUAGUCUUUUCGUUUUGCAAAAGUCUACAUUUUCAGUAUCUAAGAAAAGGUUUGCAAGCUGAGAAUGUUUUGGUUGCAAUAAAGGGACAAAGUUGUUGCAUACAAACAACAUCAAGAUGCAUUGUUGGAUUGAUAACAAAACAAGUUACUGUAAAUGCAGAAAUGUUCGCGGUGGAUUAAUGUUCGCGGUUUUCGCGGUGACGACGGUAACAUUUUUCUAUUAUGGUAUUAGAUUGCAGUCUAUGGUGUUACCGCGAAAUUAAAACCACCGCGAAAAGUCAUUUUUCCCGCUACCGCGAAAUUAAAUCCCCGCAAACUUAAAUGCAUUUACAGUACUCUUGCUUUGUUCAGACGUUAGUUUAUGGUUGGGAUUAGUGCUUAAACCAUUUAGACAUGUGUAACAAAAUAUAAGUCCAUGUUAGUUAUAAUUGAAGCAUUGCAACCUGUAUUAUGAGGCAUAGGAGCCAGGUUAAAGCUUUGUUAACAGUAUUAUGUUUAGGCCCUUCAUAUGAUGUACAAAGAGAACUUAAUUUUACUUUUUUGCUGGUUUCAUAUUGGAUGGCCAGGAAUUGCAAUAACAUUUUCCAGACCUUACUAUUCUAAUGUAUAGCUGUACUAAUGUUUCUUUGAUACUCAAGCUUGGGUCUAUUGGAGCUGAUGGUAAAUUAAGUUAUUAACACUAAAUAUGUACUAUGUAGUCCUUUGUCUUUAACUGAAAAUUCCUGUUUCCUUUUUGGAAAGGAGUAUGGUGGUGGCUACUGAGACAGUGAAUUACAAUAUGUAUCAAAGAAAGAUGGUUAUAUCUCUUCUAAAAGGCAGGGUGUAUCUAAAUGUCGGAAGAAGUUUCUGUUUAUUAUUAUGUGGCUAUCUAUGAUUGAUUGCUGGAAAUAUUACAAGACUUAAAAUACAUACAAUACAGUAUGUUAUAUAUUAUCUUAUUGCCAUGAUGUACAUAAUUUUCUUGAAAUGAAGGAAUCCAAAUCUAUUAACCAAGUUGCCAUUUAUGUUAUCCCUCACUGCAUAUCCUUUGCAGUAUUUGAUAAGUUUAUAUCUUUGAACACAUAGAGCUGAAGAAGUCUGUGGUAAUAUGUUAAUGUUGAGCUGAUGCACACAGCUGGUGUGGAUUGGCAGUGGUGGUGGCUGGUUAUGUGCUUUAAAUGCUGCUUUUACGUGAUGGUGUCUUACAGAUAUGUAACCAUUCAUUUAGUGUCUUAUGGUGGUACUUCAACGUGGACCUGACUGAUAGAUUUCUGUUUUUCCUAGGGACCACAAAGCUCCUUAUUUAUGUAAACUUUACAAUGGUAUGUUCCUUCCUAACCAACUUAUUGAAAGAAGAAGUUUUGAAACUAUUUGAAGCUGGUUUAUGGUGCCAGGUGUUAAAUGAUUUAACACAUAAAGGCAACCGGCCAAUAGCUGUCAUCCUCACAAGAAUAAAUAAGUCAAAACCAAAAA